CGUAGACCCGGAAGUGACGUGUACCAGAAACAGCUUUGGUUCGAGCACCGACAACAACAGAAGUUACAGCAAUGAUGAAAAUGGACGCAGAUGAUGAUGAUGUGUCGUUGUUCGAUGCUGAUGAAGAUUCCGCCUCACGAAAGAACAAAGUCAAGCAUCCGUUGGCUUCUUUCUUCCACCUGUUCUUCCGGGUCAGUGCAAUACUGGUUUAUCUUUUGUGUGGAUUAUUCGGUGGGAGCUUCAUCGCCUGUAUGGUCACCAUCAUUCUCCUCCUUUCGUGUGACUUCUGGACUGUGAAGAACGUCACAGGUCGUCUGCUGGUGGGGUUGCGCUGGUGGAAUCAAGUGAAUGAUGAUGGAAAAAGCCAUUGGGUGUAUGAGUCAAGAAAUACUAAUGCGAAGCAGUCUUCUGCAUCACAAACCUCAAAUGCAGAGUCUCGUAUCUUCUGGCUGGGACUGAUCAUCUGUCCUGUCGUUUGGGUUAUUUUUGCUUUCUCCACACUCUUCUCCUUCAAGAUCAAAUGGCUGGCGGUGGUGAUCUUGGGAGUGGUGUUACAAGGCGCUAAUCUCUAUGGAUAUGUGCGCUGUAAAAUGGGAGCUAAAACAAACCUGAGAAGCAUGGCCACAAAUUACUUCGGAAGGCAGUUUUUCAAACAGGCUAUGACAAAACAGGAGGAGUCUUAGAACAGAGCGACUGACCUUAAGAAUGCACACGCUAUAUUUCCACAAAAUAAAACCCUUUUUAAUGACUAAAUUAUGACUUAAUUUAAGAAAGCUGUUACUUUGAUCAUUUAGAUUUUUUUCUUGCAUUUUUUCUGUGUAACUUGUCGACUAUAACCUGUUAUACAAUGUGUUCAACAUUUUGUGCACAGUGUUUAAUAAUAUUGCAUGACCUCAUGAUGAUGGUGACAAUUUCAUAUGUACAUAUUUAUAUAUAGCAGUAAAUUAUCUUGGGGGGAACUGAAUAAAUCAUUUUUUAUUUAAAUGA
Molecule: messenger RNA, 987 nt
Organism: Triplophysa dalaica
Lineage: Eukaryota; Metazoa; Chordata; Actinopteri; Cypriniformes; Nemacheilidae
Gene: tvp23b
Product: trans-golgi network vesicle protein 23 homolog B (S. cerevisiae)
Exons: 7
Coding region: 72-683 (203 amino acids)
Biological process (GO): protein secretion; vesicle-mediated transport
Cellular component (GO): Golgi membrane
Source: RefSeq, a predicted model, not a curated record